AUGACCAUCGUGGUCCUGGCGCCUCCUUCGACCAAAACAAAGCGCCGCGAACCGCUGGGGUCGAUAGCAAUGGCGGCCUUUCAGGCGCAAUCGCGGUCCGCGCCCGCGUCUAAUGGAGCCGGCAGAGGCGAACGGCGGACUACACGAAACAGCGCGAGUAAACAGGGGUUGGAAGAGAUCAUAAACGAUGGCAAGCGGAAAGCGGGUGAGUGUUACAAUACUGACAGUGGGAAUUAUGAAGAGGACGCAGAUGGAUUCCAAUUCUCUAUCGUGCCAUCUAAGAAACCACGGCCAUCACUUGAAGCAGUUCCCGAGGUUUCUCAUUCAGAUGUGGAAAAUGCGCCUCCAAAGUCCACCCCGCGCAGAGGACGACCACCGAAGAAGCGAGCAGAGGAGAAAGCAAGAGCAGGCCCGGUGCCAGUAAAGGGCCAAACGACCGAACUUCCGACCAGGCGACCCACGAGGGGAACAGCGAAAGGCGCAGAUACCGAGCACGAACCUCAACUGGAGAGUGCGACGCGUUCAUCAGGGACUCGUGAACCGCUGGAAUAUCAACCCGAGGAGAAGAAGCGCAAAAGGGGGCGACCUGGAAAGCCGAAACCCACUGAACAGAAUGGUUUCAAGUCUCCCGAUCAACCACCCGCGGGUACCAAAAUCGCUCUACCCAUCGCCGACACUCCGGUCAUUCAGCGGAACAAGGAGCUGAGAGGGGGUAAAUCGGAUAAGGGUCAACGGCGAAGCAGCUUGGGGUUGCGGGGACGAAGAGCCAGCUCCUUGAUUGACUCGGGAGCUUCUAACGCAUUACCUCACCGAGAGGUCAGCACAGCUGAUUUCUACAAACAUAUUGCGGACGACGGUCUUCCCGAGCCGCGCAGGAUGCGACAGCUUCUGAUUUGGUGUGCAACGCGUGCUUUGGGAGACAAACGCUUGGGUUCUCACUCUGACGAUCAGAGUGCACGACUAGCAGCCCGUGCGAUCCAAGAAGAUUUAGUGAAGGAAUUCUCAUCCAACUCGGGGCUUUCAAACUGGUUUAGCCGCGAAGACGUGAAUCCCCCGACAGUGGUCGUGAAGAAGCCGAAUCCAAGGAACGUACAGAAUACAGAUAAGAUCAAGGAUCUGGAGGAACAAAUACAAAAGCUUCAAAAGGAGCGACAUGCUCUGAAUGCACUUUCUAAACAACCGCCUAUUCCACGCAUCAGUGAAAGGGGCACAGGUCCCUCCGAUCAGGCAAAGGCCGAAAGAUAUCCCAAGAAACCCUCACCCAAACAGAUCGACUCCGCUCUCCUCGACCCCUCACAACAAUCUAUACUUGCAUCACUUGAUCCUUCAGCAAAAGUCCAACCACAACCAGAAGAGCCCUCGUCUUCAUCUACAACCCAACCCCCUAUGUCCCCAUCUACCGUCUCCUCUCGUCUUUCCCGCAUUACCACUGUUCUCGCGCCUACACUGGAUUCCUUUGCUGCUGGUAUUCAUGAUAUUGAAAUGUACAGGACGACCGCAGAUGCAGUCUCGUCUCGUAUCCUGCGCACCUGUGCACGGCGUCUCGAAGAGCGUGACGCGUUCAAUACCCAGCAACGCCUCGCAAUCGAAGGUGAUGAUGACGAAGAGCGGCCACCUUCUCAACGAGCCGAACGACCCCGGGAAGACAUUGGCAUUAUCCUGGGGGCACUCAGUCGGGUUGAGAGGCGGUAG
Penicillium cinerascens is the source of this 1692-nucleotide messenger RNA. RefSeq names its product Mis12-Mtw1 family protein. NCBI's taxonomy places the organism in Eukaryota, Fungi, Ascomycota, Eurotiomycetes, Eurotiales, Aspergillaceae. The coding region runs from base 1 to 1692 and encodes 563 amino acids. Gene Ontology annotation, biological process: mitotic sister chromatid segregation; cell division. The record is from RefSeq and is a predicted model, not a curated record. The transcript has 5 exons. Gene Ontology annotation, cellular component: MIS12/MIND type complex.